CAGCAAUGUCUCCACUCCAAGCUCCCCUCCGCACCGCCCUCAUCGGCCUCUCGUCUUCUGCAACAACAUCAUGGGCCUCCACAGCCCAUCUCCCAGGCUUACUAACUUCCGCCGGACGUUCCAAGCUCCCGAUAGUCGCUCUAUUGAACAGCAGUGUUGACGCUGCGCAAGCAUCCAUUAAGACGUACGGCCUACCGGACUCCACCAAAGCCUUCGGCUCUCCCGAUGACCUCGCGAGUGACCCAGACGUCGACCUCGUAAUCUGCAAUACGCGUGUUGAUAAGCACUAUGAAACUAUCCUACCUAGCGUCAAGGCCGGAAAGGAUGUAUACGUCGAGUGGCCGAUCGCUGCGAACCUAAAUGACAUCGAAGAGUUAGUACACGAGGCGAAGAAAAGCGGAUCGAGGGUUGCGGUGGGACUGCAGCGACGAUGGGCGCCGCCAGUAGUGAAGAUGCGAGAGUUACUGCAAGAUCCAAGGUUGGGACAGGUGCUGAGUGCGGAUGUGCGAGCUUUUGGCGGGACCAACGACAGAGAGAUUUUGCCGGUGGGGUUGAAGUACUUCGCGCAGAGGGACGUUGGUGGAAAUCCAAUCACGAUUGGAUUUGGACAUGUGUUCGACUUCGUGCUGUCCGUCCUGGGCGAACUGGCUCCUGAAUCGGUUCAUACCAAAAUGCAGCUCCAACGACCGGACGUUCGCAUUCGAGAUCCCGAGUCCGGAAGAAUCGUUGAUACUAUCCACUCAGACGUUCCAGAUCUUCUCUCCCUCCACGGUGCCCUUCAACCCUCUCCCCAAACAGCAACUUCAGCAACGCUUUCUUUCCUUUUCCGCCGCGGCCAGCCUUUCCCCGGCACACCAUCUCUCAGCUGGACGAUCAACUGCGAGUACGGCGAGAUCCGCCUCGUCUCUCCCUCAGGCCUUGCGCUUCAGGCCAGUGCCUACGACGAGCCCGUGACUAUCCAUAUUCAUUGGUUUGAAGAUGAUCGCGUAGAGGAUGUCAAGUUCGAAUGGAGCAAGGAGCAGGAAGAAGUGCCUAUCCCCGCUAGAAGCGUGAUGAGGAGUCUGUAUGCGUUUGCGGAUGGGAAGGAGGAGGGAGAUGGGUGGGUAAGCCUCGAAGAUGCCGCCAGGAGGGCGAGACAGAUCGAGGGCUUCUUGGCGGAAUGGGGAAAAAGUCAGGGUUAGAAGACGGAGUCGAAAGUGAAGCAUUAUCACGAAUUAGUGGGCACAUCGUCUGCAAAUAGAACCACGAAUGCACGCGUUUUCUAUCC
Trematosphaeria pertusa is the source of this 1267-nucleotide messenger RNA. RefSeq names its product putative oxidoreductase. Gene Ontology annotation, molecular function: nucleotide binding. Bases 6 to 1181 code for a protein of 391 amino acids. NCBI's taxonomy places the organism in Eukaryota, Fungi, Ascomycota, Dothideomycetes, Pleosporales, Trematosphaeriaceae. The transcript is spliced from 2 exons. The record is from RefSeq and is a predicted model, not a curated record.